AUGACUCCGAUCAUUCGCCACCGCAGUUCAGCAUCAAAAGAGUCUGGAGAAUGGGAUCUCUACGCAGCUUUGUGCUUACAACGGACACCUGUAAUUGGUCCUGAACUAAACUGGAUUGAGAGGCGGCUUAAGGAGUACUUAAACAAGGUGGAAAUUGCUGAUUCGCUGUACUCUGACCACGAAAUGAGACACUUUGAGGAUUUGCGUCGAGCAGAGCGCAUUGCAUCUGGAGUAAAUGUUGCAGAAAAAGAUUUAGAGGAAGCAGCUAAACAAACGGCUCAAGACUUUGAAGAAAGUUCACUUUCAGAGGCAAACAAGUUCGUCAAAGGUUCACGAGUUACAAAGGCUGAUCUUACAAAUAACACCCGUUCCAUUGAUCGCUCUCUCGACAAGCAUCUUUAUUUUGUCCAAAAACGCAACGUGGGCUCAUCUGAUGUUUGGAUGCUUCCACAAGAGCACUUCAACUCGUCUACAGAUCAUUCUCUCCGCCAAGCGGCGGAGCGUGCUUUUGAUGCUAUUUUCCCCAGCCACUCAAAAGAUCAAAUUAAGUUUCUGGGAAACGUUCCAUUUGGAUACUAUUGGUACCGCUAUCCAAAGCCAGUUGCGAAAGAUUUGGGAACUCUUGGCGCCCGCUUGUUCUUCUUCAAAGCAAAUCUGUACACCGACUCCUCAAUCAAGGGCCCAUUUGGCGAGCGAGUAUUGUCACCAGCCGAUGAAAAGGAAUUUACAUGGUCUACCAGAGCAGAACUUUCUAAGCAGCUACCACCGCGGUACUGGAGAACGUUGGAGCGUAUCAUCUACCCAGAUGAGCUAGUCGAUUUAGAAGCCCUAAUGCAACAGAAAAAGAGAAAAAUUUCUCGUUUAUCGAAUCGUUUGCAGAAGUUGGAAUCAAAAAUUGACGCGAAUGCCUCCAUUUAG
Molecule: messenger RNA, 918 nt
Organism: Rhagoletis zephyria (snowberry fruit fly)
Lineage: Eukaryota; Metazoa; Arthropoda; Insecta; Diptera; Tephritidae
Source: RefSeq, a predicted model, not a curated record